AAAAAUACAAUAAGUUUGAAAAUUUGCGAAUGGAAUUAAAAUAGUUUAACUUCGUGCAAAUGUACAGGGAGCUACACUUGUGGGAGGCCUUGAAAGUAUAAACAAACAGUUAAAGUUCAAGUUUUAGGCAGUUCAAAGUGGUUAAGACUGGCUUCCAGUUACAACAUAAGCAACAAUUACAUCUAUACCUACAACAACAGCAGCAACUUUAACCAAAUUCAACCUAUAGCUAAUUGUUGCCCAUCAAGUUAGCCAAGCAGAGAGUCAAAGCACAACAUAAGCUUUUGUGUCUGCACACUCAACGACGCAACGGCAUACCGUAAAAGCACAAUUUUACAACACUUUCACAACUCAGCGGAAAAUACGCAGCGACAGCAGUCGCAAAGAUUAUUGUUAGGUCGCAGCUCAUAGAAGACACCAACCAAAAAUUCAAAAAUAUUGCAGAGAUAAACAACAUGAAAUCAUUGCAACAGAAUCCGGCCUUUGUGGGUGACGAUGGACACAGCACAACCAGCACAUUGGCCAUGUCGUCAUUGCCAGGACAACCAGCAGAGACAAGAGAUGAUGCUGAGCACGCUGCGGGCAAAACGCCAACGGGACAAAAUGAACGCGACACCUGGGGUAAGGGUGUGGAGUUCCUAAUGUCCUGCAUAGCGAUGUCUGUCGGCCUGGGCAAUGUUUGGCGCUUUCCGUUCACAGCCCUCGACAAUGGAGGAGGCGCUUUCCUCAUACCAUAUCUCAUUGUGCUCUUUCUAAUUGGCAAACCCAUUUACUACCUGGAAAUGGUAAUUGGACAGUUUUCAAGCCGCGGAUCCGUUAAGGUCUUCGAUUUGUGCCCUGCAAUGAAAGGCGUCGGGAUUGGUCAGGUGAUAUCGAUAUCACUUGUCACGACCUACUACGUAGGAAUAAUGGGUAUAACACUCUGUUAUUUCUACGACUCGUUUCGUACCCCGCUACCCUGGUCCGAGUGUCGUCCGGAUUGGGGGACUCACUGUGUAGCCUCCAGUCAGAGCAACACCAGCGUCAGUUCCAGCUUGGAUUUCAGUCCAGCGUGGUCGACCCCGUCGUCAUCGUCGUCGUCGCCGCAGGAGCAACAACAGCUCGUCGCCUCCGCGGAGUUGUACUUUCUCAAAGAGGUCCUUCGCGAAAAGGAUCAAAUUGCUGAUGGCAUUGGGCUACCCAACUGGGAACUUGUGAUUGGUCUGUUCGUCUCUUGGACCUGUGUCUUCCUCAUCAUUCGCCGUGGCGUCAAGAGCUCCGGCAAGGCAUCUUACUUCCUUGCCUUAUUUCCUUAUGUCAUAAUGGGCGUUCUUCUCGUUCGAGCUGUUACAUUGCCUGGCUCCCUCGACGGGAUUUACUAUUUCAUCAAGCCGAAUUGGGAAAAGAUUUUGGACCCCAAAGUAUGGUAUGCCGCUGUCACGCAAUGCUUCUACUCUCUGUCCGUCUGUUUCGGCAACAUCAUCAUGUACUCCUCGUUCAACAAAUUUGGCCACAAUGUUCAUCGAGACGCAACAAUUGUGACAGCUUUGGAUACGGCGACUUCCCUCCUUGCGGGUUUCACCAUCUUUGGAAUCUUGGGUCAUUUAGCCCAUGAGAUCGGUACCGAAGACAUUGGCAAAGUGGUGAAGGGAGGGGCUGGACUGGCCUUCAUAUCGUAUCCUGAUGCCAUCGCAAAAUUCAAGCAGCUGCCGCAAAUCUUCUCCGUCCUCUUCUUCCUUAUGCUCUUUGUGCUGGGUAUCGGCUCCAACAUAGCUAUGACUUCGUGUACGGUGACCGCUAUUCGGGAUCGUUUCCCCAACUUUAAGCAAUGGCAAUGCUCUUUGCUCAUUGCCGUCGUUAGUUUUCUCAUUGGUCUGAUGUACAUCACGCCGGGUGGUCAAUAUAUGCUUACGCUUGUCGAUUUCUUUGGAGCCUCGAUGAUUGCCUUAGUUCUGGGGAUUGCUGAGCUGUACACUAUUGGCUGGAUCUAUGGCACAGAUCGACUUUGCAAAGACAUUGAGUUCAUGCUGGGUCGCAAGGUGGGACUCUACUGGCGACUUUGCUGGGGCGUCUUCACCCCGCUCAUCAUGACCGUAAUCCUGAUAUAUUUCUACGCCACCUACGAGCCACUCACCUAUAACAAUCAAUACUAUCCCGCCUGGGCUUAUGGUGUUGGUUGGUGUAUAACAGCCUUUGGAAUUGUGCAGUUGCCCAUUUGGAUGAUUGUGGCCAUCAUUAGAGAGCCGGGCAGUACUCUAGGCGAAAAGGUGCGUGGUGCCUUCCGACCCAAAAAGAAUUGGGGACCCAUGGAUCCACUGCUCAGGGAACAGUACAACAAGGAAAUUCAGCACGAGCUGAUACCCAAACGAGGAAGGGGAUUUUGGGCCAGUAUCAGGCAGAAUAUUUUUGGUUAGGUUAAAUUUAGAUCUCCGAGCUCCCAAGUGGUGAAAAGAAUUUGAUAUGUGUGUGCAAACAUGAAUUUAUUAAUUGUGCCAAUUAAAUAUUUUUGAAAAACCAA
Drosophila nasuta is the source of this 2497-nucleotide messenger RNA. Its product is annotated as sodium-dependent nutrient amino acid transporter 1. NCBI's taxonomy places the organism in Eukaryota, Metazoa, Arthropoda, Insecta, Diptera, Drosophilidae. The coding region runs from base 456 to 2393 and encodes 645 amino acids. Gene Ontology annotation, cellular component: plasma membrane. The transcript is spliced from 7 exons. The record is from RefSeq and is a predicted model, not a curated record. Gene Ontology annotation, biological process: sodium ion transmembrane transport; nitrogen compound transport; amino acid import across plasma membrane. Gene Ontology annotation, molecular function: L-amino acid transmembrane transporter activity; amino acid:sodium symporter activity.